UUAAAACGUUGUCAGAAAUGAGCGUUAAUGUAUAUUGUCAGAUACGCGGUAUACAUUCGCGUGAUCUUUAAUGUUACUCCGUGUAUUGCGUAUCAUUUCUCGCGCUGUAUUUUCUACAUAUCGUGAACGUGUGUAUGCACCACCGUGUUGUCGUUGUUUCUUAUAUGGGAAUCACAUUUAUUACCGAUCACGUAUACACAUAUUUUCACUCGUAUUACGUGCGUGUGUAUAGACAUGUUUGUGCAGUGUAAUGUGCAUGUGUACUAAAAGUCGCUUGCAAUCCAGUCGAGAACGGAAUCAAGGGAGCGCCUUUCUGUGUGCUCAUCGUGAACGGAAAACCAUACGAGUAUUAUUGUGAUCGCUCACGUAUGAUGCGAGUUUCUAGAAGAUUUGCGUGUAUUUUGUGCGUGACAAUAUAUGUUUUCUCUGACAAGUAAAUUGUGGUUUUAUUAGUAUACUACGUCACAUCGGUUUCUAUGUGUGUCUAUCUGUUACCGCAAACUGCGUAUUGCAUGUUUGAUGGAAUCAUUGACCUCGCGAGCAGUUGACCGAGUUUUAUGUUCGUGGAUUAAGAAAAACAAUUAUAGUUUUGUUUAAACUGAAAAUUUCUUUUUUGGAAAACUUAAAAUUUUAUGUUUUAUUUUGGAAUAGUUGUCUGUUUGAAUUCCAUUUGAAUUCCAUUUAAAUCAUUAUAAUAACAUUCGUUGUAUAUAUUUGAAAUAUCGCAACAUCUAGAUCCAUUCUUUCAGCCAUUUGGUAUAUGGCUCUCGGUAAGAUCUACGCGUUCAAGGUCGCUGCACAAAACAAGUAGCCGGCACGUAAAGUGGUCGCAUGCACAUGCACGCUGUACACGAUACGCGAUACUCGUUUCCUGACCAAAAAUAAUAGUUCGUCGAGCGCGCACAAGUCGAACCGGCCGCUGAUCGAGGUCAGGUUCUUUUGCAUUCGUUUAUUCGUUCAUUCGCUUGUUCAGUUGCUCGCGUCUGCGAUAAAUUACCAGCGACACGCGUAAUCUCGACCCUUUCGACUCGCCUAGUGACUGUACUAUAGUGUUCUUUCCAAUUGUACCGUUCGCGCUUACUUGCUCUCUUGCGCGCGCUGUUUUCUGUCUUUGUCGUGUAUGUAUUCGUGAAAUACGCUUUCGGUUCGCUCGCACGCGACUCCGUGUAUGGAAGUGUGGAGCAGCGUGAAUGUUGUGAAACGAAGGUGAAGAAAGAAGAGAACCGACGAAGAUAGAUAGAGAAAGAAAAGAAAGGGACAAUAACGUUACAGGAAUAAAGUGAAACAAUAUUGAGCGGGAAAAGCAAACAUAUAAAAAAGGGGAAAAAGCAAACUGGCGUGUGAGUAGAAGGGCAAGUGGAACUUGGAGUAAGAUAAAGACAGACGCGAACGAGGUAGAUUGAAAAUCGGUGAAACACGGCUACGAAAGAAAAUUAAUACUACGAAACAGUUGACGGGAUAUAUCUAGUAGAAAAAAAAAAGACAGUUCUUGAUGCGUAACGCGGUUGGAGGAAAGGCCUGGCCAUCGAUUUGCCGUCCGUGAAUCUAGUGCGCGUUUGAAAUCGGGCUAGUCUCGCGCGCGCGUGUGUGUUACGUGCACCUAAGCGAACGCAGCCAGCGAGGCGCGCGGACGGACGAGAAAAGGAGGAAGAGGUGGCGGUGGUGGAAGAGGGGGCGGAGAAGGAGAGGCGGUUGAACAGGCGGGCGGAGAGAAAAGUUCGAGAAGCGGCAACACCAGUGCCAGCCAACAUCAACAACAUCAACAACAACAACAAUACAGAUCGCUGCGGUGUAUACAGGGCUGCUGCUCGUGGUGUGCGUUUUGAACGUUUAUCGCGUUGUGUGUCGCCGCGCGCGGCGGUGAUCAUCGGUGUGUGUGCCGGGAAUUGCAGAGAAAGAGGUAGUGAACCGAAGCCGCCAGAAUUACGCCAAACCGGGGAAAUAUGAGCAUUGCUGCCCUACUACAGGCCGCCGAGUAUAUUGAACGAAGGGAAAGAGAAGCUGAACAUGGCUACGCUUCGACGAUGCCGAUGCCCGAUGAUAUGCGGACGGUCACAAAAAGGCCAAAGACGAAAAAAUCCCAGGGCAGCAGGACAACUCAUAACGAGCUGGAGAAAAAUAGGAGAGCUCACCUCAGAAAUUGCCUUGAAAAGUUGAAGGUGUUGGUUCCGUUAGGUCCGGAAACCUCAAGACAUACCACGUUGGGCCUCUUGACUAAGGCCAAGCGUUUUAUCAAGAGCCUGGAGGAGCGCGAGCGCAAGCACGCCGUGCACAAGGAACAGCUGUCCCGCGAACAGAGGUUCCUGAGACGACGGCUGGAGCAGCUGACGAACCAGACGGGCCUGCACGGGUUACACGGCCUCCACGGCCUCCACGGGCUGAGCUCGAGCGCCCCGACCGGUUCCUCUUGCGGCCCCGGAGCCGCCGCGGCUGCAGCUCUCCUCUCAAAACGGCGCAGCGUUUCCGAGUGCUCGCUUGGCACGGCCUCGUCAACCAGCUCCACGGCCAGCUCCAGGAACUCCGACAGGUCUGCGGGCAGUCCCUCCGUCUCGGAGUCCGCUUUCUAUGAAGUAGAUGUUAUCGGUUAUACGAGCAAUCAAUCGGACACCGAUGAUCACAGCAGCGUGCAAAGCAGCAGCGACAGUGGCGUUACAAUGUCCACCUCCAGGCUGACCCUUUCCGAAAUGAUGGACAAUCUUUAGACAAAGAGGUGGCGCGGUGGCGGCGGAAGAACGUGGAGGGGAAGCAUUUGAAGGCGAGGAAGAGGAAGCGGCGGAGAAAGAUUGUGCGAGGGAUGCUGGACGAGAGGGGCACACGAGGGGCGAAGAAGAGGCAGGGGAGAAGAGAGGAGAGCAAUCUGAGCGUACGAGGUAUCCAGCUCGCGUACACGCACAUCUACGCACCACUCCUUUGGUCCACCUCGCGAAAGGUCGCGGGACGCGCGCCGCGACACUCUUCGCCAAGGAUGGGAUGUUGAAGAGGCGACAGCAUCAGCGUGUACGCGUGUAUAUCCGUGAUUAACUUGGAUGGUGUUUGAAGAAGAAGGGGAUGAAACGGAAGAAAUAGCGAGAAGAACGACUUCGAACAACCGACCGAAGGUAGCAACGAAGAUAUGAAAGAAACGGAAGAAGAGGAAGCAUGACGAAUAGUGUGAAAUCUUAGCGCAAAUCUAUCGACGUCAAACUGACUAUCGCGAAAUAGGGUGGGAAGAUUGACUUUGAACGAAACCACCUUUGUAACACGUAAUAGAAGAGAAAAAGCGUUCCUCGUGAAGACGAGAAUUGUGAGGAGGGAGCGCGGGGAACGAGCUGCAAGCAUCGUGUGUAAAUUGUCAAUCGAAUAUUGUACAUAUUUUUAAGGGAGACUAAAUUUAUCGAGUGGGAGAAACGGGAGAUUGAAGGGAUAAAUGGAGGGAGUGAGAAGCGAAUUCCCAGCGUUUCUUCCUCGAUGGAAAAUGGAGUAUCGUGGAGUAUCGGUCGGUUCGUGUGGACGCGUCGAUUUUUCCGAAAGAGAUCGCCCUAAUCGAGAAGUCACGAUUGGAGGAAAGACGAUCGAUCGAACCACUCAGGAUCUGAUGGAGGCUCAUCUUUCUCAUGCCUCUAAUCGAUUGGCUCUGGAUCGAAAUUCGCGGAGAAUCCUUAAGAACAAAGCUUGCGCUGAUGCAAGAACGUAACAGCCUCGUUGCCACUUCCACCACCAUACCCGAGACCUUUUGUCGAUUCUUCUUUUUCACAACGAUGAUCGACCCUCGUUUUGUGUCUUUCUCGUCUCGAUUCGACGCGAGGUUCCCGUUGUUACGGGAAUGAGGGCGCGUUCGAAUAACGGGAGAUAAGCGUAAACUGCAUGAAACCAUGAGGAUAGAAAGAGAAAGAAAGAAUAUUCGCCGCCUCUAUUUUUUCGAGGAUGUAUUAUUUUGUCGCCGCCGAUGUCCGCUUCGAUGAUCGCGGGCAGUCGUCGAUUUGAUUUCUCGAGGUUAUUGUGUUUCGUUUUCGACGAUGACACAAGGAAUGAAGGUGUCCGCUUCUUUGUUUCAAGCGUCGUGAAAUAAUUCAUAGACAACUUUGCUCUUUUCGAGUGAGAAAAAGAGAGGAAGAAGUUUGUUAAGAAUGAAUACGCGUAGGAGAGCAAUGUUUUCACGAUUGUUUCACGACGAUUCUUCAUCGACUAUUCCUUCGAUGAUCUAUCGAGGGGAUCGUUAUUGCGAACGCCUUCGGUGCAUACCUCUGAGGAAGAAGAAUCUUCAUUUCCGCCACGUUGUACAGGCUCCGUGAUCGCGAAUACGAGGAAAAAAAAAAAAAAAAAAAGAAAAAAAACAGAAAUAAAAACGGAGAAGAAAUAAAUUGAGAAGUAGAAAGUUCGUUUAUGAAAGAAAGAAAGAAAGAAAGGAGGAUGUUUAUAAAUUGCAAAAGCGAAAAAGAAAGGUGGAAGAACAGCGACUGGAAAAUAAAGGAUGAAAUGGUGUGAGAAGAUAUCAACGGGAUUAUUAUCGUUAAUUCCAUCUUUUGACACAGAUACAAGCGUAUAUACUCACAAAAGAGUAAGAGGAAGGGAUGGGGAAAUACAUAGAGAGGGAGAAGAAAACUAUAUAGAAGGAAAGGGAACCGGAAACGAAAUAGAAAAAAAGCGUACACACUUCUAAAGUAAGGACAUGCAUAUGUAUUACAUACAUACACAGACAUAUACAGACACGCACACACACGCACACACACACACAUAUACAUGCAUACAUACAUACAUACACGUGAGCACAUAUACACGCGCAUAUACAGAGAAUUCUCACGAAUAAAAAAGUAAAAAAAAAAAAAGGAAUUAAAAAUAAACCAAAAAAAAAAACAAAAAAAAAACAAAAAAAUGGAGUAAAAAACAAAGAAACACGUAUACGUGAAGUCGUAACGUAAAAAUUCUUGUAUUAAUUAAGGGGGAAAAAAAAAAGUAAGUCGCCUUGAUGCUGGAGGCGGUUCGUGUAAUCUUUAUUACGUGAUAAGUAAACGUUCAAACAUCGUUGAACAACAACAACACACGCAUUCAAAGAGUACAAAUUCCUGUAAGUCCCUCGUUGGUUGUUCGAGGCUUGAACCGGCACCACCUGUUGUUGUUGCGCGAUCACGAUAUUUCCAUUGAGAAAACCAGGAGAAUCGGCGUUUCUUAGGGGGUCAGGGAAGACGGUAAAGAAAUAGAGCGAAGGCAAAGGACGAAAAAUGAAAAUAAGGAAAAUAAGUUGUCAGGUAUUGGGAGAAGGGAACAAUGUUUCUAGCGUGCGCGAAAAAUGAUGGAAAAAGUGAAAGCUAAUUAGAAAGAACAUUGUAGUGAAGAAAAAGUUUGGAAGAAAAUAAGCUCGUACAAGGGUCCAAAGAGAUCCGGAAUAAGGGAUCGAUCGAUAGUGGCGAUUAUCGCAUAACGAAGAUCGCUUCGAACGAGAGACUAUCUCGAAGUUUUCACUUUGCGGCUCGAGUGAAACUUCGUUGGUGAGAGAUAAAAGGAGGGUACGUCGAAUCUAAAAUAUGAUUAGGCCAAUGGACGUGUCUUAUUUGGCGCAAUGGCAAAAUUCUAAAUCUGAGAAACUGUUUUUCAAUGAUCUAGCGAAAAAACUGGAUUGUUAAUUGUUCGGUUUCGAAAUUGGAAAAGAAUUCGUAAAUGGAAAAGAAUUUUUUGAGUCUCUUUUCGAUAGAUCCUAGAUCUCGUGACAGAAAUCGAUGCACAGAGAUUGAUCCCUUAAUUCGGAUUGAAACAGUGAGGCAGCGAGUUGUUCGAGAGUCGAGUUUUCUGGCUAGGUUUACGCAGACCAGAUAGACUGAUUACCAAACGUAACGAGUGAUCUCUGAUUUAAAAACAAACGAAGAAUAAAAAGAAAAAAAAAUGAAAAAAAUAACGAAAAAAAGCAAAACGCAAAACGGUUUUAAAAACGGCGUUAGUUUGUAAGAAAAUAAAAACGAGGAAAAAAAAAAUAAUAAUAUGCGGUAAUAACCUUUCACGGGAUAGGAUCUCGGGACAGGGUAAGACGAACCGAAUCUGGAGAACGCGUUCCAAGGUUUCACGGGGUGAUUGCGAUUGGAUUUCACCUGCGAAACGAACAAUUGGAUGAUACUUCGAUGAAAGUGAUGUAGCUCUAAGAGAACGAAAUUUGAGAACUGGAAGAUGAAGAUUCGUGCCGAUUAAAUGUCGAUGUUGAUAGAUCAAAUGACAGUCAAUAUGACGGAUAGAAUGGUGUCUUCGAGGAGCUAUCCUAUGAUAUAAAGCAACGAAUGAUUUAGAAAUAGAAGAAAAAAGGACGAAGUCUCGAAUCCCAUCAGGAAAGCGACCAAGCCAAAUGAAAUAUUUUCAAGGCAAGCCGCGACUUUUUAAUAUUAAAUGAUACUCCCGUAUAGUCGUUGUUGUAUCAACAAUCGACCUUAUUCUAUAGCUGAGACGCAAUCAUAUUGGUUGUUGCAGAAGAUUUAUCCGCGGCCACGCGCUCGCGUGCGCGUGUAUACACAUCAAAUAUAAAACGGUGGGACUCGAGAUCGUUCGAGUGAUUGAAGAAAAAUUCUGGUAAUCGACGAUUCAAGAUGAAUCUGGAAAGUUCUUCGAAGAUGUCUUUUUUUUUUUUGAAGUAAAUUCCUUUUCGUUGGCAUUUUAUAAUGUUUUAUAGUGAAAAAUAAAGCUUCUCAUUUAAUAUAUAGGUAUAUCUUUUGAAAUUUUCAAAUUUUAUAGACAUAUUUUAAUCUCGAACAUUGCUUUGCUUUAUCGAUGAUCGUACACGCGCGAAUCACGAUAUCGUUGAAGCAAUCAAACACGAAAAGACAUAUCUAAUUGAUGGUUUGUAAUUUUUGUAAUUUUAAUUUUAAUUUCAUUCUAAUAGAUAUCGUAAUAUAUUGGCUGUUGUUUGUAUAGAUUGUAAAAAUUUUUAAAAAAUCAGAAAUGAAGAGAAGUGAAAGGAAACUGGAACUAAACGCCGUUAAUUUUCGACAGAGAACGAUUAGAUUACUUCCUAGAUCGCUAGGAAAAAUGAAUGUACUAAGAGAAGAAGAAAAAAGAGAAGAAUAAAGGUUUGAAAGGGAUAGAACGAGGGAACCACCAAGAACCACCACAAAGAGAAACAUAAAAAAUAAAAAAAAUAUAUAUAUAUAUAAAGAAAAGAAAAAAAAAAUUAAAAUAAGAUAAAUUCCACAAAACGUCUACAUAAAGUAACGUUAACCCUCUCACCGAUCUUUUCCAAAUCGGAUCUCUUUUUUGAGAGUGAAUAAUAAAUAAAACAAACGUAAUUAACAUUAUACAAGUAAGAAGUGAUUAUUUUUAUUAAGUGAUUAACGAUGAAUGUCUUUUGAACGUGUAGAUCGUCGAUGAACGUGAACCUUCGUGAAAUUUAUAAUUCCUUUUUUCCUUUUUUUUUUUUAUUUUCAUUUUUUCCUUUUUCCAUUCUCUUUUUCGACUCUUUUCCCAUUUUCUUUCUCGCAAACGUAUUGCAUAUUUUCACGAAUUUUUGUUUUUGUUUCGCCAUCUCCAUCCAGUUGUUGUACGUUUCGCGUGUCGUAAAAUAUCUUUUACGAAAAAAAAACCACACACCACACAAGAAAAAAUGAAAAAAAGAAAAAAAAAUAAUUAAUAAAGAAAAAAACGAUGAAUCUUAUCGUUUUUUUGGGUUCGUAGUACCUUGUAGCGAGAUAAAGAUGUAUGUAUUCUAUAUAUUAAACAGGGACAUACUCGCCCGAUGUAUUACGAUUUAAUUUUCAAUAUCGAUAAAAAUCAGGGAAAAAAAAAAAAUAAAAAAAAAAAAAAAAGAAACGUUAAUCGAUACAAAUAAUUUUUUGAUAAUUAAACGUGGCGCUCGCGUGAUCUUUCAAUCAUCCAUUUUUUAAUAUUAUAUUUUUCGCUAUGUUAAUUCUUUAUUUGACGAUUCAUAAAAAUUUAAAUUUACUCCCUUUAUCCAAUCGUUUCGAAACGUUGAACGCCUCGCUAUCAAAUUAAAUGAAAAAUGAAAAAUUCGAUUGACCAACGAUCACCAGAUUACAUUUCAGAGAUAUAUCGGGCCAGUCUGUUCCCACGAAAAUGUGAUAUUAAAAUUAACACAAGAAAGGGGAAAGUAUGGGAAGCAGAGAAAUGGGGGAGGAUAAACGAACAUAUAUAGAAAAAAAAGAAAUAGGAAUUGUGGAGGAGAUUGAAGAUUUUAUAGUUAGGGAUUGGAACGUAGAGGCAGGGGGUUGUAAGGAGAAAAAUCGAUGCAUGAAUGCAUAUAGAAAAAAAACAAGCAUGUAUACGUGGAAAAAGGAUGGAAAGAAAUAUAGGUGGUCGGAGUUAUGGGGGUAUACCGUAUAUAGCGUAAUUAUGGAUGGUUUAUCGCGAUGACGGUUUGGGCACAGAUCACAACAGCAGCAAUAUGAAUUGAUGCAGUAUUGAGCUGACAAAACGAAUGACAAAAAUAAUGAAAAAGAAAAAAAAAAGAAGAAUAAUAAAACUUGUUACUCCAGCCGCUAGAAAUAUAUGUAAGAUGUAUCAUUCAAACGACGGUAUACAAAAAAAAAAAAGCUGCGAUUCCAUUCUGAGCUCAAGAGUGUCGCGAAUUUUAUUCGAUCAUACGCCUCGGCCAUUGUUUGAAUUUCUCGCCAAAUUUUGUGAAAUUAAAAAUCGUUCGUAGAAAAAAAAUGAUAAUCACAUUUUACAAUGUUUUAAAGUGAACGAAAGUGAACGAAUGAUCGAACGAGUUAUCGCCGAGGAAUAUACAUAUGAUCUUUUUCCCUCCUCUUACCCAUCCUCUCCCUCUCCCCUAAAAAAUAAAAAAAAAAAGCGAAUUGAUCGCGAAACGCUUGAGCUCAUUGUAAGUGUCACGCGGCUCUCAAUCUAACGUUUAAGGAAUCUUUAAGUAAUACUUGAUCGAAUAAACUAAAAAUAAAAAUAAAAAAAAGAUGAUAAGGAUGAAAAAAUACAAAUAUGAAAUAAUAAUGAAAAAAAUGGGUGUUAUUUUUAGAUGUCUAUUAGAUUAUCAGAACCAGAAAAACUAAAGGAUAAAAAAAUGCUUAAACAUAAAAAAGGAAUAAAAAAAAAAAAGUGAAGAAAAACCUACUAUUAAUACUACUACUACUACUACUAUUACUACUACUACUGCUGCUACUACUUCUACUACUAUUACUACCGUACUUGUAAUAAGGAUUUAAAGAACAUAGGAACUUAGUUGAUGCGAUUUCACAAAUGAUGCAACUUUUUGAGAAGAGAGUCCCUCUUUUUACGAAUACCUGUGCAGGACGGUUAUCGACCCGUCCAGAAUCUCGUGGUUGUAUAUGCUUUCGAUACAUUCUUUUUGACCAAUGUGCACAAAAGAAAAUAGAAAUAAAAUAAAAGAAAAAUAGAAGAAAUACGAAAAAAUUAUUAAAAAAAAAGAAAAAAAAAAGAGAAAUGAAAAAAGGGAACACGAAACAAAUUUUCAUAAAAAGUAUCAUCGAGUGUGUUAUAGUUAAUCCUUUGUACUUUGUAAGCUGGACGUAUCACACAGUCCUGUGCAGGUGCAACUAAAAUAAUCGUGGGCGUGAAAGGGACGAAGACGACGAAGGGCGACGAACGUUUUUUCUUUCUUUUUUUUUUUUUUUUUCUCCCUCCCAAAGAAAGCAUUGUAUCGUUGUCGUCUCCCUCCGUCGCGCUCAGGGACACCUUUUUCCUCGAGACAUUUUGCCGCUUUCAUUGUUUAGAUGAUUACUAUUUAACGACAAAAAAAAAAGUAAAAAAUGAGAAAAAUCUGAAGAAACGACGACUAGAUUGUCGCUGAAUGAAUAAUAAUACGAUAACAGGAAGAAGGAUAAACGAAAAAGGGUGAUCGAUACCUUUUUAAAAUAACCCAACAUGUCGCCUUAACAUAUGCGUUAUUGCGAGGUGGGCUUUUUUUUCAGAGAGAAAACAAAAUACCAAAAAAACCUAAAAGUAACGAAAGAAACAAAUAAUAAAAAACAACAAAAGACAUUUUGAAAAAGAAGAAAAAAAAGAUGAAUAAUAGAGAGAGAGAGAGAGAGAGAGAGAGAGAGAGAGAGAGCGUGAGUGUCAUCUCCUAUUGUUUUCGAUCAAAAAGAAUCAU
Messenger RNA from Apis mellifera (honey bee), 10036 nucleotides. RefSeq names its product MAX dimerization protein (gene Mxd). Bases 1944 to 2702 code for a protein of 252 amino acids. Gene Ontology annotation, molecular function: RNA polymerase II cis-regulatory region sequence-specific DNA binding; DNA-binding transcription factor activity, RNA polymerase II-specific; protein dimerization activity. NCBI's taxonomy places the organism in Eukaryota, Metazoa, Arthropoda, Insecta, Hymenoptera, Apidae. Gene Ontology annotation, biological process: regulation of transcription by RNA polymerase II. The transcript has 9 exons. The record is from RefSeq and is a predicted model, not a curated record.